This is a messenger RNA of Neodiprion virginianus, 1902 nucleotides long. RefSeq names its product zinc finger MYM-type protein 1-like. The transcript has a single exon. NCBI's taxonomy places the organism in Eukaryota, Metazoa, Arthropoda, Insecta, Hymenoptera, Diprionidae. Gene Ontology annotation, molecular function: protein dimerization activity. Bases 1 to 1902 code for a protein of 633 amino acids. The record is from RefSeq and is a predicted model, not a curated record.
AUGCACAUUGAAUGCAUGACAGACUGGAAAGAACUCAAAGUUCGUUUAGAUUGUAGAAAAACCAUCGAUGAUGAGAAUCAAAAUUUAAUCCAAAGAGAGGAAACCUAUUGGAAACAAGUACUUGAAAGACUCGGUGAAAUAAUUAAGCAUUUAGCUAAGCGGAAUAUGGCAUUUCGAGGUACUGUCGAUCGAUUAUACGAGCCGAAUAACGGUAAUUUCUUGAGCCAAGUUGAACUGAUGGCGAAAUUCGAUCCUAUUUUAAGCGAACAUGUACGUCGAGUUCAAAGUGGGGACCUCCAGCGCGUUCACUAUUUGGGAAAGGAAACUCAGAACGAAUUCAUUGACAUACUGGGUAAUGCAAUUUUCAAAGAAAUUAGCAGGCGAGUGGUAGCCGCGAAAUAUUACUCCAUAAUUUUAGACUGCACCUCCGAUAUUAGUCAUGAAGAACAAAUGACUGCCGUUGUUCGAUUUGUCACUGUGUCUAAAAACACCGUGGAAAUUUGCGAGCAUUUCAUUGGCUUCGUUGUUGUAGACGAUACAACUGGUAAGGGAUUGUAUGAAACGUUGUUAGAUAUCUUGAAAUCAAACAAUCUUGAAUUGAAUAACUGUCGGGGUCAAGGGUAUGACAAUGGCAGUAAUAUGAAAGGUAAAAAUAGUGGUGUUCAGGCCAGAAUUUUGAAGGAUAAUAAAAGAGCGUUUUUCGUUUCCUGCAGUUGUCACAACCUCAACCUAGUAGUUUCAGAUGCCGGACAUUCGCCCGUCACAGCUGAACUAUUCUUUGGUGUUCUUCAAAGGCUAUUCGCAGUCUUCGCUGCUUCAACCCAGAGGUGGCAAAUAUUGAAGGAGCACGUUAAUAUCAGUGUGAAAUCACUGCCUGAAACUCGCUGUGAAGGGAAAAUAAAUGCUGUAAAAGCUGUGAGGUUCCAAAUAGCAGAAAUCAGAGAUGCGUUGCAGGAACUUUGUCGAAUGUCGCAAGGUAAAGAUGCAAAGCUGAGAUCGGAACUGAGAGGCCUAUGUUUCGAAAUUGAGUCAUUGUCUUUUCUGAUUAGAUUGGUAGUAUGGUAUGAUGUACUGCAAGUGAUCAACAAAAUCAGUAAAGCUUUACAAUGUCCGAAAGUUGAUUUGCAUACUGCGAUGAACAUGAUUGACGGUGCUCUUCUUCAAUUACAAACCUUUCGAGAAUCCGGUUUCGAAACUUGCAUAGCCACCGCUAAAAAAAUGGCUGAGAAGUUAGAUAUUUCACAAACUUUACCCGAAUCACGUACCCCACGAACAAGACGAUUCUUUGAUUAUGAGUCUCAGCACGACGAACGACCUAGCGAUCCAAUGAAAAGGUUAGAAAUUGAAUUUUUCAACAAAUUAUGCGAUAUAGCGAUAUCAAGCCUACGCGAACGUUUCGAAAUGACCCAAAACGUUUGUGAACCAUUUAGUAUCAUCCGAAACUCGGAUAACUUUAUGAGAUUGGACAGAACCCAAAUUUUGACUAAGUCCAAGGCUUUAGAAAAUUAUCUGACUGGUGAAGACGAGAACAGUGACAUUGAUGGUCGGGAGCUUGCCGAAGAACUGGAAUCUUUAAAAGCUUACUUCGUAGCCGCUGGAAUGACCGACUUGAGCGCACUCGUUAUGAUAUCGCACAUUAUUGAUAAAGGUCUGGAUGAGAUAUAUCCAAAUUUCACUGUGACCUUAAGAAUUUUCUUAACAUUACCAGUAACCUCCGCGUCGGGUGAAAGGACCUUCUCAAAGCUAAAGCUCAUCGAAACUUACCUGCGAUCCACUGUGUGCCAAGAUCGACUGAAUGGUUUAGCUGCGAUGUCAAUUGAGCAUGGAAUUUGCAACGAGUUGAAUUUCAGCGAUAUUAUAGCAUCUUUUGCGAACAAAAAAUCUCGCAAAGUCCCACUUUAA